CGACGACGACUGCGGGGGUGGGGAGGAUGACGCAGGGCAAGUGUCGCCAUCCAAGCAAAGCAGCAUGGGGGGGAAUGGCGGUAGGGCGAAGGCGUCUGUUCGCAACGGUCGAUGGGGGAAGAAGCCGAUGGGGAAGGGGAGCGACGUCGAAGCUGACGGCGAUGCAGAAGGCGGUCGUCAUUUUUGGUCCGUCGACGACAUGGUGGCCUUGAUACGGGCUAAACGUGACCAGGACGCGCAUCUGCAGGGAAUGGGCACCACGUACGCUCGUAUGAAGCCGCGAGAAUGGAAGUGGUUAGAUGUGGAGCAAAGGCUGAAGAAGGUGGGCGUGGAGAGGGAGGCAGACUGGUGCGGGAAGAAGUGGGACAAUUUGAUGCAGCAGUUCAAGAAGGUGCACCACUUCCAAGGCUUGUCCGGGAAACAGGACUUCUUCCAGUUCAUAGGGAAGGAGCGGUUGUCGAAGGGCUUCAGUUUUAACAUGGAUCGUGCGGUUUACGACGAGAUCCUCGGGUCGACUUCCAAGAGCCACACCAUUAACCCUAAGAACGUCGCAGACACUGGUGCUCCGGGGGGUGUGCGUUUGCCGUCAGCAAAUUCUGGUGAUCGAGAGUCAGUCGGGGAUCGGGACGCUGCUGCAUGGCUGGACGACGACGACGACGGGUCGACGAGAGACGCGGAAGACUGGGUGGCGGAGGGGGACGAUUCACACGGGGAAAGCGACUUCGCCGAAUCGGAGGAAAUCCCAAUGAAGCGCAAGUCCUCCAGAAGGCAGAUUAGAGCCCUCCGGAUCGAUGACGUCGGCGAGAGGCGUAGCACAGGGGGCCGCGGGGCAAGUCAACAAGACGCCAAUGUCGCCGCUCGUCCGGCGAUGGGCCGAGCCCGGGGGAGUGCCUCCACGCAGCAGAACCGUGCGCCUUUGCCACAUGUCAACGAACCCCCUGCCGCGCAAGAGGUGUUCCUCUGCAGCCGAAUGCCAUCGACCCUGCGACAAACGACGGCCACAGAAGUCGGCAUCGCCGCACAAGGCAUUGCUCAGGGGAUCGCCAGCCGAUCUCCUGCGCAUGACGAUCGCGGGGCGUCGACGGUGGUUGCGGCGCGCACUGCAGAAGUGCCUAAGGCAGGCGCCGCAACGGCGGGUGGUGCGUCCCAGGCUGGUGAAGGGGGGAGGUCAGGCGGGGCCGCAACUGUGGGGGCUUCGGAUGCGGUGGAAGGAGCCAGGGCAGGUGGGGGGAAUGCUGGCGAAGGGAGCAGGGCAGGCGCCGUCGCUGGAGUCGGGGAGGACGAUGAAGCGUUGGCGAACAGGGUGCGGCAGCGGAGCGCCCGUGAAGGGAUCGACUUGGCAUGCAAACUGUGGGUGGACGACAUUCGUUUCUCAAACGAGACGGAGGGAAACGCCAUUGUCAAGCUCAUGCAGGAAGCGCGACUGUAUCUUGUGGCGGUGGCGCGGGGUGUGCAGCCUCCUGCGAUUCGACGCAGCAUCGUCCUGCCACACACCACCAUCCCGCAACACAAAAUCGACGACAAAUCGGAGUUCAGCGCUGCACAAGACAGGGCGCUGAAGGUGCAGACCAUCGCUCUGCGGGUGAUCCACGGGUGGUUGUUCAAGUCCGCGAGCAGGCAACGGGGUUACCACGCUGCGUACGGGUACGCGCUGAACCAUGCGGCGACUGACAUCGUGCGCACGAUCUGGAUGGGGGAAGACUGGCGUGUGUGUGUGAGCGCCAUGGUUUUCCACAAUACGCUUGACAUGGACAUGAAGCUGCCACUGUGGUUCGUCAGCGCUUACAUCGAAGACAGGCACGAGGACGACGAGCUGGCGGCGUAUCAGGAAGCGAGCGUCCAAAGACUGGUGGGUGGGUUCACGAGCGCCGUGAGCACGGCGGAGGGAGUCGACGGCGGUCGGGUGUCGCAUGAGAGGCUGAAGAGCGUAGCCGAGGCGAUGCAGGUAAUGCUCGCCGCGACGAUGUGGCUUAUGCGGAUGGGCGGUGACGAUCGUCGGGCCCAUUACGACGCGUGGGUAUUCGUCCAGCUGACGGCGAAACCCACAUUAACUGCAUCCAUGCAUCGCUCGUUCGACGCGCGUCGACACAUCGUGCAGGCCGCAACUGCCAUCACGGACAAGCUGGUGAAACCCCCGAUCAACUUGCUGGCCCCUCCAGUGUACAUCCCGGACUGGGCGUCAAUCGGCGUGAAAUUCUCUCACGACGCCACUUUGUCUUCCCCAAUGGAGGCUCAAAAGCUCGAUUGGUUGGGCACAAGGCCACCGGAAGACGACGAUGACGCCGCUGUCAACGACGAUAUGAGCGCGGGGGGUUCAUGAUGCCUUUGGGUGCGCUCGGACAGGUUUGAUGAGGUGGGUGCAUGUGUGCACUUUCGUGUAGAAUUAG
Chara braunii is the source of this 2387-nucleotide messenger RNA. Lineage: Eukaryota; Viridiplantae; Streptophyta; Charophyceae; Charales; Characeae. The record is from the annotation of a GenBank genome assembly.